Molecule: messenger RNA, 480 nt
Organism: Aureococcus anophagefferens
Lineage: Eukaryota; Pelagophyceae; Pelagomonadales; Pelagomonadaceae
Exons: 1
Biological process (GO): ubiquitin-dependent protein catabolic process
Cellular component (GO): proteasome core complex, alpha-subunit complex; proteasome core complex
Source: RefSeq, a predicted model, not a curated record
UACAGCUUCAGCCUGUCGACCUUCAGCCCCGACGGCCGGCUGCAGCAGAUCGAGUUCGCGUUCAAGGCCGUCGAGCGCGCGCUGCCGGCGGCGGCCGUGAUCUGCGCCGACGGCGUCGUCCUCGCCAAGUGCGUGCGCAAGGGCGACGAGGGGCUCGGCCGCGCGGAGUCGCCGCACGUCUGCCGCGUGACCGAGGCCGUCGUCGCGACGUACGCGGGCCUGCCCGCGGACUUCCGGGCCCUCGUGACGCAGUGCCAGGACGUGGCCGUCGCCCACGCGCGGACCUGGGGCGCGCCCAUGGGCGUCGGCGCGCUCGCGGCGGCGCUCGGCGCGCGUUUACAGGAGCACACGCAGCUCGGGGGCCUCCGGCCCUUCGGCUGCUCCGUGCUCCUCGCGGGCGUCGACGACGAUGGGGUGCCGAAGCUCUACCGCGUCGACCCGAGCGGCUGGUGCGCGCCGUGGACCGCGGCGGCCGUCGGC